Molecule: messenger RNA, 4372 nt
Organism: Mercurialis annua (annual mercury)
Lineage: Eukaryota; Viridiplantae; Streptophyta; Magnoliopsida; Malpighiales; Euphorbiaceae
Product: probable phospholipid-transporting ATPase 8
Exons: 11
Coding region: 627-4172 (1181 amino acids)
Biological process (GO): phospholipid translocation
Cellular component (GO): plasma membrane
Molecular function (GO): ATPase-coupled intramembrane lipid carrier activity; ATP hydrolysis activity; ATP binding
Source: RefSeq, a predicted model, not a curated record
GCGGCAAAACCAAAACUCACUCCAAAAAAAAUAAAAAAAAAUGAAUGCAUUACAAAUUUACAUUAUACCAAGCUUUGGUAUCUCAAAAGCUUACAUUAAAAGUAAGGAAUUCUUGCAGUAACACUUAAACUGUUGACAACUCAAACUAUAUUCCAUGUUUAAAUGUUUUGUAGUAAUUUUUUUUAAGUACUUGUAUAUUUAAUUUUUGAGCUUUUUAUUUUGUUGGUUAGUGAUUAAAUGAAGGAGUUUUGAUGUUGAUGUUGAUGUUUUGAUCUUGUGAUUGAAGUUUUGUGUAUUGGGUAGCUAAAAAGUUUGAAUUUUUAGCAUGGUUGAUAGCAUUUAAGUCUUUGUUUGGUUAUCAAAGUGUCAACUUUACAGUUUGGUUUAGUUUAAGUAAAGAAUUAAGCCAUUGUUUUUGGAUUUUUUUUUUAUAUUUUUUGCUUUUGGGAUUCAUUAUAAUUGCAAUUUAAGAUAAAGGGCAUAUUGUGUUUUUUUUGUUCAUAUAGUUGGCCAAGUGUUGUGAUUGUUUUAGUGCAAGAGAUAAGAUGAUGGGAUUGGAAACUUUAAUUGGUCUUUAAUUUUUACUAGCAUAAUUGAAGAUAUAUGUUUGAUUGUAUCCCACAAAAAUGACUAGGAGAGGCUUACAUUUUAGCAAGCUCUAUUCGUUUUCGUGUUGUAAAUCUUCAUUUAGAGAGGAUCAUGGUCAAAUUGGGCAAAAAGGUUACUCUAGGGUGGUGUAUUGCAAUGAUCCUGAUAAUCCAGAGGCUAUUCAGCUCGAUUAUAGGGGGAAUUAUGUAUCUACUACCAAGUAUACGGCCGUUAAUUUUCUACCCAAGUCUUUGUUUGAGCAGUUUAGACGAGUUGCAAAUCUUUAUUUUUUAGUUGUAGCUUGUGUUUCGUUUAGUCCAUUAGCUCCGUAUACAGCGUCCAGCAUUCUCGCGCCUUUGAUAGUAGUCGUUGGAGCUACUAUGGCUAAAGAAGGUGUGGAAGAUUGGAGGCGAAGAAAGCAGGAUAUAGAAGCCAACAAUAGAAAGACCAUAGUGUAUGGAAAAAAUCACACUUUUAAUAAGACCAGAUGGAAGAAUCUCCGAGUUGGUGACCUCGUUAAGGUUUCCAAGGAUGCUUAUUUUCCAGCUGAUUUGCUUUUGCUUUCAUCAAGCUAUGAAGACGGUAUCUGCUAUGUGGAAACCAUGAAUCUCGAUGGAGAGACUAAUUUAAAACUGAAGCAUGCGUUGGAGGUGACGUCCAAUCUACGUGAUGAAGAAUCCUUCAAGAAUUUUCAAGCUGUGGUCAAGUGUGAGGACCCAAAUGAAAAUCUUUAUUCCUUUGUUGGAACUUUGCAUUAUGAUGGAAACCAGUACCCACUUUCAUUGCAGCAAAUUCUUUUGAGAGAUUCCAAGCUCAAGAACACUGAUUAUAUAUACGGUGUUGUUAUUUUCACUGGGCAUGACACAAAAGUGAUGCAAAAUGCUGUGGAUCCCCCUUCUAAGAGAAGUAAGAUUGAGAGAAAAAUGGACAAGAUAAUCUAUAUCCUCUUCAGUACUUUGAUUUUGAUAUCAUUUGUUGGCUCUCUAUUUUUUGGAAUUGAAACUAAAAAAGAUCUAAGUGGUGGAGAGUUCCGAAGGUGGUAUCUUCGACCGGAUGCAACAACUGUGUUUUAUGACCCUCAAAGAGCGUCUCUUGCUGCAUUUUUCCAUUUCUUGACAGGACUCAUGCUUUAUGGGUAUUUGAUCCCGAUAUCCCUCUAUGUGUCCAUCGAAAUUGUAAAGGUGCUCCAAAGCAUAUUCAUUAACCAAGAUCAGCACAUGUACUAUGAGGAAACUGAUAGGCCUGCGCAUGCACGCACAUCUAAUUUGAAUGAGGAACUUGGACAGGUUGAUACUGUACUAUCUGACAAAACUGGUACUUUGACCUGUAAUUCAAUGGAGUUUGUGAAAUGUUCAAUAGCAGGGAGUGCUUAUGGCCGUGGUAUGACAGAAGUAGAAAGGGCUUUAGCAAAGAGAAGAGGCGACAGACCCCUAGAAACUGAUGAUGCUGCAACUGAUCAACCUGAUAAUAAUGGGAAUACAGGUUACCCAGGAAAAUCAAUCAAGGGCUUCAAUUUCAGAGAUGAACGUAUAAUGAAUGGUCAAUGGACUAACGAGCCUCAUUCAGAUGUCAUACAGAAGUUCUUUCAGGUUUUAGCCAUUUGCCAUACUGCAGUCCCUGAAAAAGAUGAAGAAUCUGGUGAAGUUUUUUAUGAAGCUGAGUCACCAGAUGAAGCAGCCUUCGUCAUAGCUGCACGGGAAGUUGGUUUCGAGCUGUGUGAAAGGACGCAAUCAAGUAUCUCAUUGCAUGAAUUAGACCCUGCGACUGGUAAAAAUGUCAAAAGAACAUACAAGCUUCUCCAAGUUCUAGAAUUCAGUAGUUCUCGCAAAAGAAUGUCUGUGGUUGUGAAAAAUGACGAGAACAAGCUGUUACUCCUUUCCAAAGGAGCAGACAGUGUGAUGUUUGAAAGGCUUUCAAGAGAUGGACGGUUAUUUGAGGCAAAAACCAAGGAGCAUAUCAAAAGAUAUGCUGAGGCUGGUUUGCGGACCUUGGUAAUUGCAUGUCGUGAACUUCAUAAAGAUGAGUAUGGAAUAUGGGAAAAAGGAUUUUCAAAGGCCAAAGCAACAGUAACUGAAGACCGAGAUGUAUUGAUAGAUGAAAUGGCUGACAAACUUGAAAGGGAUUUAAUUCUUCUUGGUUCUACAGCUGUUGAGGACAAACUGCAAAAGGGUGUUCCCGAGUGUAUUGAGACAUUUGCAAAGGCUGGUGUUAAAAUAUGGGUCUUAACAGGUGACAAGAUGGAAACAGCAGUGAAUAUUGGGUAUGCUUGUAGUCUGCUGAGACAGGACAUGAAGCAGAUUAUUAUCACUCUGGAUUCUCCAGAUAUCGAAGCUUUGGAAAAACAAGGGGAUAAGGAGGCCAUUCAUAAGGCUUCUCAUGAAAGCGUGAGGGAGCAAAUAAGCGGUGGAAAAUCUCAACUUAGUAAAGAAAGCUCUACUGCGUUUGGUUUAGUGAUUGAUGGAAAGGCCUUGGCUAUUGCAUUAGACAACAGUCUAGAAAAGAAAUUUUUGGAGCUUGCACUUGGUUGUGCUUCUGUAAUAUGCUGUCGGUCUACUCCAAAACAUAAAGCCCUUGUCACAAGAUUGGUAAAAAUGGAAACAGGUAAAACAACACUGGCAAUCGGUGACGGAGCAAAUGAUGUUGGCAUGCUUCAGGAGGCUGAUAUUGGAGUUGGGAUCAGUGGUGCUGAAGGAAUGCAGGCUGUGAUGGCAAGUGAUUUUGCAAUAGCGCAAUUCUGCUUUCUGGAACGUCUAUUGCUGGUGCAUGGCCACUGGUGUUACAGGCGAAUAGCGAUGAUGAUAUGCUAUUUCUUCUACAAAAAUCUAGCAUUUGGAUUUACUUUAUUUUGGUACGAGGCCUACACUUCUUUCUCUGGCCAGCCUGCUUAUAAUGAUUGGUACAUGUCAUUCUACAAUGUCUUCUUCACUUCACUUCCUGUAAUUGCUCUCGGGGUUUUUGAUCAGGAUGUCUCUGCAAGGCUUUGCCUAAAGUAUCCAUUAUUAUAUCAAGAGGGAGUGCAGAACAUCCUCUUCAGCUGGCCGCGGAUUUUCGGUUGGAUGUUUAAUGGGGUCCUUACAUCUGUAAUUAUCUUCUUCUUCACCACCAGAUCCAUAAAUUAUCAAGCUUUUCGAAGAGACGGUCAAGUGGUUGACUUUGAGAUUCUCGGGGCUACAAUGUAUACAUGCGUAGCAUGGUCCGUAAAUUGCCAAAUGGCACUUUCGAUCAACUACUUCACUUGGAUGCAGCAUUUUUUCAUUUGGGGAAGCAUAGCUUUUUGGUAUAUAUUUCUGGUAAUAUAUGGUUUCCUUUCACCUAUAGUGUCUACAACAGCAUUUAGAGUGUUUCUGGAAGCUUGUGCUCCAAGCCCUCUUUAUUGGAUUGUCACUCUCCUAGUUGUUAUUACUACUCUGGUGCCUUACUUUUCCUACAGAGCAUUUCAGUCUCGUUUUCGACCAAUGAUCCAUGACAUAAUACAAAUCCGGCGAUCAGAAGGCUCGGAACCUGAGACUUGCAGCGAGUUACCGACCGGGGUUAGGAUGAAAAUGCAUCGCCUGCAGGAAAAGUUAAGUCAGAGAAGCUUAUAGGAAGAAGAUAGCUUUCCUUGUAUAUUUAUGUUGGAUAUGUAGAACUUAGAUCUUGGAUGUAUAUAAAUGUGUGUAGAGCAAGACUUAUCAUCACUACUGCAGGAGAUUUAAUGUACAAAAAAACAAAAAGGCAUCACCUGUGUUAUACAUGAGGUAUGUUGCACGGAAAUUUCUCUAUCGACUUCUCGUUUUGGUAUUUA